AUGGACACCGUUGUCCAUUGUGCUUUCUCUCAUUCUCUCUUCUCUCUCUCCUCUCUCUCUCUCUCUCUCUCUCUCUCUCUCUCUCUCUCUCUCUCUCUCUCUCUCUCUCUCUCUCUCUCUCUCUCUCUCUCUCUCUCUCUCUCUCUCUCUCUCUCUCUCUCUCUCUCUCUCUCUCUCUCUCUCUCUCUCUCUCUCUCUCUCUCUCUCUCUCUCUUCCUCCUCUUGAUUUUCAUAGUCUCUUUGCCAAAACCAUAG
Molecule: messenger RNA, 255 nt
Organism: Closterium sp. Yama58-4
Lineage: Eukaryota; Viridiplantae; Streptophyta; Zygnematophyceae; Desmidiales; Closteriaceae
Source: the annotation of a GenBank genome assembly